Fraxinus pennsylvanica is the source of this 1341-nucleotide messenger RNA. NCBI's taxonomy places the organism in Eukaryota, Viridiplantae, Streptophyta, Magnoliopsida, Lamiales, Oleaceae. The record is from the annotation of a GenBank genome assembly.
AUGGUAAAGGUUUAUCGAAGCAGCUCAAUGGAGUGGAAUCCAUCCCCCGUUGUGGCCUUAGCCACCAGCGCGGACGGCUCUCAGGUCGCCGCCGCUCGCGGAGAUGGUUCACUCGAGAUUUGGCUCGUCUCCCCGGGCUCCGUAGGAUGGAACUGUCAGCUCACAAUACAUGGGGACCCUAAUUCAAGGAUGUCGUCGCUGGUGUGGUGUCCAUCGAGGCCGAGAGGCUCGUCAUUGGGCCGGUUGAUAUCUUCCAGCAUUGAUGGAUCGGUUUCUGAGUGGGACCUAUACGAUUUGAAACAAAAGACAGUACUAGAUUCUAUUGGUGUCUCGAUAUGGCAGAUGGCUGCAGAACCAUGUAAUAAUUCACAGUUCAGUGUAAAGAAGGAAAUGAGGGUUUAUGAAAAUGGGCAUGCUAGUCCUAGACUUAAUGGUGGCGGGGGCGAUGAGAAUAGUGAUAGUGAGUAUGACAGUUACGAUAAUGAUCAGGUUGAGAUUCAUGAAGGCCAUGGCACUGAAUAUACACGACUAGCAAUUGCUUGUGAUGAUGGCUGUGUACGAAUAUACAACAUAACGGACUUGGAAGAACUUACUUAUAAUAUAACGUUGCCAAGGGUUAGUGGACGAGCAUUAAGCGUAACCUGGAGUCCUGACACACGUAGGAUAUAUUCUGGGAGCAGUGACGGGUUCAUAAGAUGCUGGGAUGCUAAACUGGCUCAUGAGAUUUAUAGAAUAACUGUUGGGCUUGGAGGUCUGGGGAGUGGAGCUGAGCUCUGCGUAUUGUCAUUACUUGCACUUAGAUGUGGCACCAUUGUCAGCGCCGAUAGUUCUGGCAGUGUGCUGUUUUGGGAUAGUCAGUUUGGAACUCUGUUGCAGGCACAUUCUUGUCACAAGGGUGAUGUGAAUGCCCUUGCAGCAUCUCCUAGCCAUAAUAGAGUGUUCUCUGCUGGUUCAGACGGUCAGGUAAUACUCUAUAAGAUUUCUGGCGAUGCUGUUAGCUCUAGUGAUGGCAAGUUGGUUUCUGAUCCAAUUAAGAAAUGGAUCUAUGUUGGCUAUGUGAGAGCUCAUACACACGAUGUGAGGGCCUUGACUGUAGCGGUACCUAUCAGUCAUGAAGAUGUCUUGCCUGAUGAAAAGGUGAAAAGGACCCGUGGCAGGAAGAAGCCCCUUGACUUUAGUUACCAUAAGUGGGCCCAUUUAGGUGUACCCAUGCUCAUUUCUGCUGAGAAUGCCCAUGCAACUCACGCUGAAAACAUUUUUCAAUCAGACUCCAUUGCUUCUUAUCCAGGCUUCUUACUGAUUUGGUGGCAAGGAUUAAAUGCAAGGCUUCUCGGAAGAUAG